CGUAAUCUAAAGACUACCUAUAGCCUGGCUGAAAUGGGCCUUCCAGUUUCCUAAUGGAGUAGAAAGUCCUUUAAUUCAUUUUGUUUUGUUUUUUUAAUUCUCUGCGGUGCGGUGCAGCUCACGAUUCUCUCUAUCUCUCUUUCCAAAGGUAAAGGCAAACCCAGCGGAGGGCGAUAGGGACACUCGAGAGAGCGCGAGAGAGGCGGAGCAGUACUCCUGUGCGGAGGGUUAGGGUAUAGUAGAAUCGAAUUGAGGAGAAACCAGAAGGAAGGACGGAAAAAUGGUGGACUUGGGUCGGGUGCAGAAGGAGCUGCAAGAGUGCAACAGAGACGUGCAGGUUUCGGGAAUAAAGGUCAGCCCGAGAGGCGACAGUUUGACCCAUUUGAGCGGCACCAUCCCUGGCCCUAUCGGUACACCCUACGAAGGCGGCACUUUCAAGAUCGACAUAACUCUCCCUGAUGGAUACCCAUUUGAGCCACCAAAAAUGAAAUUUGCCACAAAAGUUUGGCACCCUAAUAUAAGCAGUCAAAGUGGUGCGAUAUGCCUCGAUAUCCUGAAAGACCAGUGGAGCCCAGCACUUACUCUGAAGACAGCUCUCCUUUCUAUACAAGCACUGCUCUCUGCUCCUGAACCAGAUGAUCCACAAGAUGCAGUGGUAGCACAACAGUAUCUCAGAGAGUACCAGACCUUUCUUGGCACAGCUCGGUACUGGACAGAAGCUUUUGCCAAACCAUCUCUCGGUGUUGAUGAAAAGGUACAGAAACUUGUGGAGAUGGGUUUCCCUGAAGCGCAGGUGAGGAGUACACUGGAACUUGUUGGCUGGGAUGAAAAUGCUGCUCUUGAAAGGCUUUGCUCCUCCGCCUAGUGCCAGCUGCAACAUUUGUUUUUGACGAGGGUGAUGAUGAUGAUUCUAUGCUUUCCUGGGAUGCCCCGAAUAUGAUCCAUCCAAUCGAUCAUCUAUGAAAUUGAUAAGUAACAAAAAAAAAAAAAAAAACUUGAAUAUUGUAAUUUAGUUUUUAACUUUUUGGUGUUUUUAGUCAACUGGUGUUGAUCUGUCGGAGUAGGCUGAUGAUUCCAUGUCUUCAUCAAUAUCAUAAUUGAAGAAACUGCUCGAUCAGAAUUAAGGUUGCUCACUAGUCUUUUCUCCUAUAGUGAAUAUGCCCAAUAUUUUCAGCCUUUUUUUAUUUUUUUUUUAUUUUAAUAUUUCACCCUACCUAUAGUUUUAGCGUUGGGGUCAUUUUUAGUGGCAAAGAUGUUGAGGCCAAGGUCCUAUCACUCGGGGAGGGUUUCAAACCUUUCUAGAAUCCGUUCAGUCUCAAUAAGAUGAUUUUGUUGCAAGUACUGUAAUUGGUUACUUUGAAAUAUAAAUUGUAAAUGAACAUUUGAUGGUGGUGUA
Ipomoea nil (Japanese morning glory) is the source of this 1396-nucleotide messenger RNA. RefSeq names its product ubiquitin-conjugating enzyme E2 27. Gene Ontology annotation, molecular function: protein binding; ubiquitin conjugating enzyme activity. The coding region runs from base 281 to 865 and encodes 194 amino acids. Gene Ontology annotation, biological process: proteasome-mediated ubiquitin-dependent protein catabolic process; protein polyubiquitination. NCBI's taxonomy places the organism in Eukaryota, Viridiplantae, Streptophyta, Magnoliopsida, Solanales, Convolvulaceae. Gene Ontology annotation, cellular component: nucleus. The transcript has 5 exons. The record is from RefSeq and is a predicted model, not a curated record.